GCCUGAACGCAACGUAAGGGGCGGGACUUGCGUUUGAACGUACAGCGGGGAAACAGCCGCUAUGGGGCAGCCAUUGUGUGUCUGUUAAUGACGGCUUCAGUCUGGUGCAGUUUGACUCGCUGGUCAAAAUGUCAACAUAUUCUACACGAGAUUAGUAAUGUGUCACUUCUUCACGGCGGACUGCGCGGUAACUUCGUUUUUGCUUCGGCGACCCUUCUGACAGCAAGAUGCCUAUCCGAGCAUACUGCACGAUUUGCUCCGAUUUCUUCGAUCACUCCAGAGAUGUUUCUGCCAUCCACUGCGGACACACUUUCCACUAUGAAUGUCUCCUCAAGUGGUUUCAGACAGCCCCGACAAAAACCUGCCCACAGUGUAGGAAACAGGUCAGCACCAGACACAUUAUCAACAAGCUGUUCUUUGACAUCGGUGGAGAGGAGGAGGCAACAGCGGACCCAGAAAGCUUGCAGAAUGAGCUCGAUCGAAUGAAGGUGCUUUUAAGCUCCAAAGAGCGAGACUGGCGGGACAAACAGAAGGCAACGGACAACUUGAAGGAGAUCGUGGAAAAGCAGAGGAGAGACCUGGACAGUGUGCGGAAAGAGAUUAUGGAAAAGGAGAUGCUGUGUUCUGCCCUCAGAAAACAGAUGACAUACCUGGAGACGCAACACAAUGAAGUUCAGGCUGCCAAGGACGAGGCCUGGAGACUGAGGACCAAAAUGAAAACGUUUGAAAGCCUGGACGUGUUGUUGCAGGGCCAGAGAGCAGAGGUGGAGUCCAUGAUCACAGAUAUGGGUGUCAGCCAAUCAGCAGUGGAGCAGCUAUCCAUCUACUGCAUCUCGCUCAAAAAAGAGUAUGAUAAUCUAAAAGGAAGUCUGAAGUCUUCAAAUGACAUGUGUGAGAAGCUGAAGAGAGAAGUGCUCGCCUCAAACAACAAGUCACACAAAGCCUCACUGGAGGUGACUAAGACUAAAGAGGACAUGAAGUCUCUGCAGAAAGAUCUGGCCAAUGCUGAUAAAGAGAUCUCUAGUCUGAAGAAGAAAGUGGAGUUUCUCCAGAGGAGUCUGAGCACCCCGACACGGACAAAUGAAGCCCUCAGUCGGCUCGUCUUUGAAAGUCCGGCUCCGAUGGACUUGAAGCAGCCUUGCUUUCGCCAGCCUGCAGGUACCGAAGACAUUGACCUCAACAUGACUUAUGACAUCACUACACCAGAUGAUGUGGCCAAGAGGCCGUCAAAGGUCCCAUCCAAGAAGAUACGACUCGACCCUCCGGCGUCAUCUUUGUCCAAACACAGUGAGAAAAGUUCAUGUCCAAGCAAGGCUCAUGAUGAGGAUGGAUCCAUGGAUCCUUUUUUGAGGAACUCCCUCCUCUUCAGAAAGAAGACCUUCGGUAGCAUGUUGGACCCUCAGAGGAAGCCUGGAGUCCUGAGAACUGGUUACGAUGGUUUAGGAGGACGCACUAAAUUCAUCCAACCUUCUCCUCUAUCAGAGAUUCGCCCGCUGAUGAAAGCUAAAAGGAAGAAGGUGACCAGGCCUCCACCCAAGAUUGCGACUUGCCUGACACUGGACAGCUUCCUCGAGUAAACGCUGACCUCUACUGCCUCAGAUGUAGUAGUCAAAGGUCAGGAUGCUGUGUGUGUGUGUGUGUGAAGCGUAAAGCAUGUUUUGCGCUGCUCUGGCGUAGAGAACCGGCCCGGUAGCUGUUCUGCCACUCGACACCAAACAGGACUUUGUGAUGGAACUUUAAUUUAAAAGCGGUAACUGACCUCACUCUUGACAAGAGAUGUUGAACUUUUGGUGACAUCAGCAGAUUUUCUGUAUAUAUUUUUUUCUUUUUUGAUGGCUUGACUCGGUCUGUGGAGACAUUUCUGUUGUUGUGUGUCUGUAUGUGUGUGUGAGACCAUUUGAAUGUCACUGCUGUGCAUUAUGUCACUGAUACUCUCUAUAAUUCUCUAAUUAUUUUUCCCCAAACUGUCUCCUUCAUCACCUACACAUGAAUAUACAGUAUGUUUUUUUAGCUUUAGAUGUAAACCAAUUCAAAUAAACAGUAUUUUUUUUAUUAAG
Molecule: messenger RNA, 2057 nt
Organism: Larimichthys crocea (large yellow croaker)
Lineage: Eukaryota; Metazoa; Chordata; Actinopteri; Sciaenidae
Gene: traip
Product: TRAF-interacting protein
Exons: 16
Coding region: 228-1577 (449 amino acids)
Biological process (GO): protein ubiquitination; replication fork processing
Cellular component (GO): site of DNA damage; nucleus
Molecular function (GO): ubiquitin protein ligase activity
Source: RefSeq, a predicted model, not a curated record